AUACUGGUCCUUGUCUGAGGGUGUGUUUACAUCGAUGUCAUAGCAUUUUAUCGGACGGACCAGCUUCUGAUUCAUUAGCAUCAUGUUCCACGGGAUAGCAGGCAGUGGAGGAGUGGGCGCCGCUCCAGCUAAUAAACCUGAGUUGUACGAGGAAGUUAAACUUUACAAAAAUGCACGGGAACGAGAAAAGUACGACAACAUGGCCGAGUUGUUUGCUGUUGUAAAGACCCUGCAGGCGUUGGAGAAGGCUUACAUCAAAGACUGUGUAUCCCCCAAUGAGUACACGGCUUCCUGCUCCAGACUCUUGGUUCAAUAUAAAGCUGCUUUUAAACAGGUGCAAGGCUCUGACGUGGCCUCCAUCGAUGAUUUCUGCAGGAAGUACAGACUCGACUGCCCACUUGCUAUGGAGAGGAUUAAGGAAGAUCGGCCAAUUACCAUCAAAGACGACAAGGGCAACCUGAACCGCUGCAUCGCAGAUAUAGUUUCUCUCUUCAUCACUGUUAUGGACAAACUGAGACUGGAGAUCAGAGCCAUGGACGAGAUCCAACCAGACCUGAGAGAGCUGAUGGAAACCAUGAACAGGAUGAGCAACAUGCCUCCAGACUCGGAGGCUAAGGACAAAAUCAGCCUCUGGUUGUCCACCCUCAGCAGCAUGUCUGCCUCAGAUGAGCUGGACGAUAAUCAGGUUCGCCAGAUGCUCUUCGAUCUGGAGUCAGCCUACAACGCCUUCAACCGCUUCCUGCACUCCUCCUAAAGCUUCUGUCGGUCAUAGACCUUAACUUGUGGAUCUCCGGUUAAGUUGAAAAUAAAACGCUACUUUUCCCUGCUUGUUCUGGCAGGGUGUAAAUAUAUAUCUGGACAGUUUGUCACACACUCUCUUACCAUUUUCCUUAAGUCUAGUUCAUGAGUGAUUUUUAUGAAGUUUGGUGCAGUUUACAAUCCACUGCCUUGGGUUAUUCCCUGUUUCUGGUACAUCAUGCUACCUGCUGCCUUCUGCAUCUUGUUGGCUCUUUAUUUUGGCCAUGCCAGAGCAGUUUACAAUUUUGGCAAGGCAUUAACAAAGAACCGUUUGAGAAAGAGAGAGAAAAGUUCAGCAUUCAUCAUCUAUACAUUACUUUCAGAGUUACCCUCGUGUGUUUCAAAGCCUUUGGGUUUGUUCUGUUUGUCAUGUUUCAUCUCCUAUAGAUUUCUUUAUGUUAGGGUCCACUAACAGCGCCUGUAGUGUGAAAGGAGCAGUCUUAGGCUGCUGUUCUUAUAUUUUAUCACUUCUCAGCAAAAAAUUAUUAAAUCCUAUCUGAUGAUUAUUUAACUGCUCAUCUAUUUAACUAUAAUAUUGACGCUGAGAGGUAAGGAUUUAUUCUGACCACAUAUUUUUUUCUUCCUGGAACAUGUCUAAUCCAUAUUUUCUUUAGAAGGGAGAGUUUCCCCACAUUAUAGGUAAAAUUUUUGUGGACAAGCUCUUCAUGUUGCCUGCUAAAUAUAUUUUAGCCUUGAAAAAUCAUUAAGGAGAACAUAUUUAUUAAGAUUUGUCAUUGUAUAUAGUAGGGUGGAUUUUUAAAUGAAACCAUGUAACACCUUUUUAGAAAUAAAGUAUUAAACAUUUUCA
Molecule: messenger RNA, 1606 nt
Organism: Girardinichthys multiradiatus
Lineage: Eukaryota; Metazoa; Chordata; Actinopteri; Cyprinodontiformes; Goodeidae
Gene: vps28
Product: VPS28 subunit of ESCRT-I
Exons: 10
Coding region: 83-754 (223 amino acids)
Biological process (GO): protein transport to vacuole involved in ubiquitin-dependent protein catabolic process via the multivesicular body sorting pathway
Cellular component (GO): ESCRT I complex
Molecular function (GO): protein-containing complex binding
Source: RefSeq, a predicted model, not a curated record